AAGAGUACGUGGAUUUAUAUGUUUUGCAAGAGCAAUGCUACCAAAACCAGCAGACUGACUUGCUAUAAAUUGGCGACAUCUGGAUACGGUUUCGAAGAAACAUAAAACCCCACAUAUUAUAAGUUCAUUUGGUGAUUCGUCACAGUGAUAAAAUUACCGAAGCGGUGCAAUUCGUCCUGUGAUCUAUUAAUCUCGAUCUAAAUUAUGCACAUUGUCUAUGUUCGGAUGUCAUUCUUUAGCGUGUUAUCAGAUUAGAAUAUAUGCAUAAAACGAACGGUUUUUCCAUAAUUAGAUGCGGUACAUAUAUCAUCAGUAGCUUAUCUAGUGUAGACUUUUACAAGAUACUCAUUUCGUUUUCGUCAUUACAAGAAACCAGAUGUUGCUAAGUGUGAAUGUACGGAUAGCAUUGACAUGGAUGACGGUUUCAUCCCUUUUGGCAGGUGAGACAUUCAUAAGAGUGAGAUAGUAAAGCUUAUUGAUAUUAUAUAUUUAUAUCAUAGGCUUACCUUGUCAAUAUAUACAUUUUGUAUUGGUAUGAUAAUUGAUAAAAUAAGUAUUCUAUAUGUUAAGAUUGACUGUUUUUGCUACAAAAUAUGUAAUGCAAUAAGACAAUAUGCAUGUGUAUGAUAAUAGAUAAAAUUUGCAUUCUACAUGUUAAGAUUUACUAUUUUUCUACAAAAUAUGUAACUCAGUAAGACAAUUAAAAUCCUACUGAUUAUAUACUUAUUUCAGUGUUUGGAACUGUUUUAACUUUUGAAACUAUCUACAAGAUGUGGGAGUUAAAAACAGUCCAUGACGUCAGAACAUUGCGGGCCGAUUCCGAUUUGGAAGUGGUCGCCGUAUCGUCCAUUUUGUGUGUGGUGACCGCUCUGGAGUACAAUCGAUCAACGGCGUCUUAUAACGAGUCAUCUCAACAGUGUUUUCUCCAUGAAUCUAACAGCGAGAAAGACAUGGUUGACGGGAUCGGUGUGCUUUACUUACAAGGGGACAUACAAACAAAUGCGAUACUAUCGCAUGGUGAUGACAUUGGCGUUGAUGGCGGCGGCGGUGUUGGUAGUGGUGGUGAUGGAGACAUAAAAAGCUGCGGAGAUCUCAAUCCAUCCAGCCUAUCAGGAGUGUACCGUAUCUCAUCUGUACCAGGGAACAGCUUUGAUGUGUAUUGUGACAUGGAUAGUGAUGGAGGGCCUUGGACUGUCAUACAGAACCGCAAGAGCAAAGAGGUGGACUUCUAUAGAAACUGGGAUCAAUACAAACAUGGAUUUGGUGAUCUUCAAGGGAACUUCUGGCUUGGAAACGACCACAUACAUACACUGACCAAGACCCCGUGCAUUCUCCGUGUCCAACUGCUGUCUUGGAGUGGGUCAUUUGGGUACGCUGAAUACUCGAUCUUCCAGGUAUCCAGCGAGGUUCACGACUACAAACUGUUGAUAAAUGGCUAUCGUGGAAAUAUCAGUGACGCCUUAAGAAAGAACAAUGGUUGGCCAUUUUCUACAAAAGACAAAGACAACGAUGGGACAAAAUAUAUUGAUUGUGUUAAAAAUCGAAGAGGACCUUGGUGGCAUGAAACAUGUACUCACGCGAAUCCUAAUGGUCUAUACGAGCCAUCCACAUUCAAACAAUCAAUGCACUGGUUGGAUUUUUAUACAAACAUUGACAAUGGACGAAUGAGGGAGACAAGGCUAAUGUUAAAAAGACCUUAAAGCUUUGGUGGUGUGUCCAUGAUAGACAAUGUACACAGAUUUGCUCUUUCUUAUGUGUUGACGAAAAAGAAAAAUCUUAGAAAUGAGACAUAUCUGAUUGCGAUGAACUAUAUAUACAUUAUUUAAAACAAUCUUAACUUCGAACGAAAGAAAAUAACAAGGAUAUGCUAUCAGUUAAAGGACUAAAACCAGCAAUGCAUUUAUUUUUGUUUCAUUGGCUUGUUAAAGUGAUGUGUUAAGCACAACGCAUUAAUGAGAUGACGAUUUUCACGAAUCAUCGUGUCACUGGACAAAACCGCCUGGUACCAACUCGGGAUGGUUAAAUAAAAAGGAGGAAGAGACAGAAAGACGCAUUAGAUGUCUUGGUACACCUCAGAUCCAAGCCCUUUGGAUAUAUUGUCUUUAACCUGGCACAGAAACGGGUGUGUAAUAUGCUUUCCCUUAAUCAUUUUUCAUGUAGACCAUUGUAAAUAUCGUCCUUACUCGUGUUUUGUCCUUGUUUCAAUAAUAUGCUAGGUGUAGUAAUGAUCGUGUUUAGAUUUCGAGUAAUAUCCUUUGCAGAGCUCA
Molecule: messenger RNA, 2267 nt
Organism: Pecten maximus
Lineage: Eukaryota; Metazoa; Mollusca; Bivalvia; Pectinida; Pectinidae
Product: angiopoietin-related protein 7-like
Exons: 6
Coding region: 771-1700 (309 amino acids)
Source: RefSeq, a predicted model, not a curated record